AUGUCCAAUGGGAGAGCGGUCAAUGGGUUCCUGCUCGACAUAACGGGAGUUUUAUACAACAGUAUCUAUAAAUCCGACGGUGUAGCUAUUGCCAAGUCAGCAGAGGCUGUCGACUUCUUGUACAAACACUCAAAUGUCAAAUUUCUAUCCAAUGCUAAAGGAAACUCGAACAGAAACGUAGCCAGGAGACUGCAGAGACUUGGUAUCAAUAUCCGCGAAGAAGACGUUAUCACUCCGGCUCCAGUCGUUGCUCAAUAUUGCCGAGAGAACAAACUUCGUCCACAUCUUUUCGUCAGAGAAGAUGUUCUCCAAUAUUUUGAUGGAAUCGACACUUCUUCUCCGAAUUGUGUGGUGAUGGGAGAAGUCGAGGAAGGAUUCUCAUUCGAGCGCAUCAAUCGAGCAUUUCGAGUUCUCAUCGACAUGCCGAAACCUCUUCUCAUAACAAUGGGCAACGGAAAAUUCUUUCAACGGGUUGAUGGGCCGUGCAUUGAUGUCGGAGCAUUCGCAGCGGCUCUCAAGUUCUCCACUAAUUGCGAAGUUUUGAACAUUGGAAAACCGAGUCGUUUCUAUUUCGAACAAGGGAUUAAUGCGUUGGGAAUGAAGCCAGAAGAGAUUGUGAUGGUUGGCGAUGAUUUGAUGUCGGACGUGGGUGGUGCUCAAGCAUGUGGAAUGCGGGGAAUUCAGGUCAGAACCGGCAAAUGGAGACCAGAUUUUGAAAAGUUGCCAGUCACUCCGGACCUGACUGCCGAUUGCCUUUAUGAUGCGGUGAAACUGAUUGCGGAUAACGGAUUUCGAUUGUAA
Messenger RNA from Caenorhabditis briggsae, 801 nucleotides. Bases 1 to 801 code for a protein of 266 amino acids. NCBI's taxonomy places the organism in Eukaryota, Metazoa, Nematoda, Chromadorea, Rhabditida, Rhabditidae. Gene Ontology annotation, biological process: dephosphorylation. Gene Ontology annotation, cellular component: cytosol. Gene Ontology annotation, molecular function: inorganic diphosphate phosphatase activity; phosphatase activity. The transcript has 6 exons. The record is from RefSeq and is a predicted model, not a curated record.